Molecule: messenger RNA, 5438 nt
Organism: Anopheles funestus (African malaria mosquito)
Lineage: Eukaryota; Metazoa; Arthropoda; Insecta; Diptera; Culicidae
Product: semaphorin-2A-like
Exons: 16
Coding region: 1674-3950 (758 amino acids)
Biological process (GO): negative chemotaxis; semaphorin-plexin signaling pathway; axon guidance
Molecular function (GO): chemorepellent activity; semaphorin receptor binding
Source: RefSeq, a predicted model, not a curated record
GUUUCCUGAUCCCUGGCUUUUGGGGUGGUUCAUCUUCCGUGUCGUAACGUUUCGACACGGAACGUUACGGUGGUGUGCGUGUUUUGUGGUUAUUAUGCUGCGACUGGAAGCAUCCCACCGGCUUGAACGGUACCGACCGUCCCGAAGCGGAUGCAAACGUUCGCUGCAUGGAGUCAGUCUGUUUGAAAACUCGGUCGGGAUCGGACGUUCUUUCGGUCGGGUGCCGUUUUGCGUGAACAGCUAUCGUGGCUAUCCGCUGCAGCACACAGUACAGAAACAAUUUCCCUAAAAACCAAAACCACGGCGUGUGUUUCCAAAAACGGGUUGGAACAGGAGGAUCUUUUUUGCAAGCUACAGCAAUCCCGUACAAACGUUGCAGGUGUGCGUUUUCUUUCCGUUUUGCCUCGGUACAUGGGCGAGACUUUCUUGGCAGCGAAGGAAAAGCGCUUUGUUCGUGAGUUUUCGUGCGGUGUUGCAUGGGGUACGAUGCAGGUGGAGUGUUUUGCUGCCCGCGCUAGAGGGGAGUUGCAGAAGUAAAAGACACUUCGAAACGAUGGUGAAAACAUUCCCUUAAACCGAUUCCUUAUGUUUAAUGGUUUGCCUUCCAGCGCGUGUGUGAAAGCACACACAUCGAAGUGAAUUUCAUUAGACAGCCCGUUUUGGUGAGCGUAAUUUUGAGUGAAGUGUGUGUGACGGCGAGUGUGCGUUUAUUUUUUCUUCUUUUAUGGUGCGUUCGGUAGGCAGUUGUUGUGGCAAAGCAUAACGUUUGCGAUGCAGCGGGCAUGAGUCGAGCAACUUGAGCCAUCGAACAGACAGAGUCUAAAUUGAGUGAGCUGCUAGUGUAUGAGUAUUUCGGAGAAAAUCAAGCAUCCCCCGAAGAAAGUUAUGAAGUCUUGCGUGGAACACACCUCGUCAUUGGGUACCACCGUAAGGAUGCUUUAAGGAUGGCGGUGUGGUACGAAAAAUACAAUCGAUGAAAGUGGACGGAAAGGAAAAUUUAAAAGCGACUUAUGAAAACCCAAUAAAUGUGUUACCUUAAAUGUGUUUGAGGGCUGCAAAGCAUAUGGUAAACAAAGUAUCUUAAUUGCAUCUCACAUAACAGCUGCCAUUUUGAAGGAUUAAAGCUAGUUCCGUUUAAUGCAAACGGUUUUCUCACUGGAAUGAUUAACUAUCUUCCAUUUUGCUUCAGUUUCGAUGCACAGUCGCUAUCGUAUGAUUGAACCUACACAACAAACAAAUGUUCGAGUGAGUGUUACAAUUCAAAGUGAAGUUCCAAACCGAAAAACCGGAUACCCUUACACAGUAAAGGUUUUUUAGUUUGUAGCGCCCAACGUACACCAUGACCGGACGCGUUACGGCUGUGGUAUCGCGUUAGUACGGUAUUUAAUUUUCAAAACCAUCGAAACCAUAUUGAUCGCGGUACGGUAAGAGUGGCAAAAAAAGUGGUAGCGGCCUUUAUCCGUGGCAUAUAAAGUGAGUUUCGAAGUGUGUUCGCAGUGUAUACUGCACAGUGUGUACCGAGUGUAUGUUCGUCCCAGGGUAGUAAAGAGUCGACAUUUUAGAGGUCGACGUAAAGCAAAAGGCAAAUACAAAGCAAAGCAAAACAAGUAAGAAAGGAAGGAAGCUGGUUGAGUGUGGGCGGCGUUGAAGUGGCGCUGUUAGUGUGGUACGGGAUGGUUGGAAAUCCGAGAAACAUUACCACAAUGUUACCAACAUCAUCAUACUCAUCCUUAGCAGCAUCGGUGCCGGUGGCCGGGCCGGGCUUACCGUGCACGGGAGCACCGACCAGACCGAGAAUGCUGCUGGUCAUGGUGCCUACAGCCGUGCUGUUGCUACUGUUUCUUCCGGGCGUAGUGCUGGGAGAUUAUGAAAAUACAUGGAACUCGUACUACGAGCAACCGUGCUGCGGUGGCACCACCAAUGGACCCUUCCAUCUGCGCCACCACGGAGAUCACGUACGGGAGUUCCAGUGCGGCAAAUUCUACUACCGAACAUUCUACAUGGAUGAGGACCGGGACACGCUGUACGUCGGUGCCAUGAACCGAGUGUACAAGCUUAAUCUGAAAAAUAUUAGCAUGACAUCGUGUGAGAAAGACUCCAUGCUACUCGAUCCAACCGGAGCCGACAUCCGGAACUGUGUGUCUCGUGGCAAAAGUGAGAUGUUUGAUUGCAAAAAUCACAUUCGAGUCAUACAGCCAAUGGACAAUGGAACGAGGCUCUACAUUUGUGGCACGAACGCUCACAGCCCAAAGGAUGUUGUAAUAUUCCGAAACUUAACUCACUUGCCACGGUCAGAGUAUGUACCCGGGGUCGGUCUCGGCGUUGCCAAGUGUCCCUACGAUCCCAUCGACAACUCGACCGCCAUCUACGUGCACGAGGGCAAUCCCGGCGGCCUACCGGCACUGUACUCCGGUACGAAUGCGGAGUUCACCAAGGCGGAUACGGUAAUAUUCCGGGCGGAUCUGUACGAGAUGUCCUCCGGGAAGAAGAUGUACAACUUCAAGCGUACGCUCAAGUACGACUCCAAGUGGCUGGAUAAGCCCAACUUUGUCGGUUCGUUCGAUAUCGGUGAGUACGUGUACUUCUUUUUCCGUGAAAUAGCGGUCGAGUACAUCAACUGUGGAAAGGCGGUAUAUUCGCGCGUGGCACGCGUCUGUAAGAAGGACACCGGUGGCAAGAACAUCCUCAACCAAAACUGGGCUACCUACUUAAAGGCGCGGCUGAACUGCAGCAUUUCAGGCGAGUUCCCGUUUUACUUUAAUGAGAUCCAGGAUGUGUAUCAGAUGCCAUCGGAUAAGACCAAGUUCUAUGCCACCUUCACGACCAGCACGAAUGGGUUGGUGGGUUCAGCUGUGUGUAGUUUCAGCUUGGGAGAGAUCCAUUCUGCGUUCGCCGGUAAAUUCAAAGAGCAAGCAACAUCCAAUUCAGCCUGGCUACCGGUAAUGAGUUCCAAGAUACCUGAACCCCGACCAGGAACAUGUGUUGAAGAUACGACCACACUACCAGACGCUGUACUUAACUUCAUCCGAUCACACCCACUGAUGGAUCGUGCGAUCACCCAUGACUAUGGCAAUCCAGUAUUUUACAAACGUGAUCUCAUCCUCACGAAGCUGGUCGUUGAUAAGAUCAGUAUUGACAUCCUUAACCAAGAGUACCUAGUGUACUAUCUGGCGACGAAUGAGGGUCGUAUCUACAAGGUGGUACAGUACUUCCACGAUGGACAAUCACGGGCAAAGCUGUUGGACAUCUUCGAUGUGGCACCUAACGAACCGAUCCAGGUGAUGAGGCUUAGUCAGCGGUACAAGUCGCUGUACAUUGGCACCGACUCACGCAUCAAACAGAUUGAUCUGGUCAUGUGUAACCGGCGGUAUGAUAGCUGUUAUCGGUGUGUACAGGAUCCGUACUGUGGUUGGGAUCGUGACAGUGGUAGCUGUAGACCAUAUCAACUUGGAUUCCUUCAGGAUGUUGGCAACCGGACGUCGGACAUUUGUGACACAAACGUGAUGCGGAAGAAAAUCAUCGUCACCUUCGGACAGAGCGUACAUCUCGGGUGUUUCGCACGGGUACCGGAAAUUCUGAAGCACCAACCGGUCACUUGGUAUCAUCAUUCAAAGGAGCGUGGCCGUUACGAGGUACGUUACAGCGUUACCAAGCACAUCGAAACGUCCGAAGGUGGACUUGUGGUGAUUGCGAUUAACGAAGUGGACAGUGGCCGAUACGAUUGUUAUCUCGGCGGUUCGCUACUGUGCAGCUUCAGUCUGGUUGUGGAUGCUCAUCGGUGCACAGCUCCGAGCAAGGGUAACGAUUAUCAGAAAAUCUACUCCGAUUGGUGUCACGAAUUUGAACGGUACAAAUCCGCCUUGAAACGAUGGGAAGCGAAGCAAUCGCAAUGCUCAACGAACCCAAAAGACAAUGAGUUGGACCUGUACCAAGGCAACGGAAACGUCUGAUGAUAAGGUUCGAAGCACCUCAUCAACAGGAAUCGUUACAUUUUAACAAGCAAAAACAACAACAACAACAAUGUCUGUGAUAAGCGAAGGAAAUCCUAUGACAAUGCACAAACAAAAUAAAAUAUUGAAUGAAAGAUAACAACAUAGCAAAGAAGCGAAAACACUACAAAACUACACAAGAGUAAGCGAAAAUAUAGCGAGUUUAGUAAACCGAAAACGUCAAAGUCCCGUUCCCUUGACCACCCACCCCCCGUUGUAAGUAGCAAUGUUCGUCAUAAGUCAACAAUUAGGAACAAAUGUUUAGCUGAUGGAUGCAAAGAGGAUGGUUAGCAGAGACAUAAAACUAGUAGACGUAUGCAAUGCCGAAGCUUGAUAGUAAAGAUACUAAUUCCGACGGCUAUAAUAAUGGUCGCUCCUGCUUUAGCGUACAUCACUGUACAUCGAAUUUCGAACUUACCGAAUGUGUAGCUGUGUACACUGUCGGAAACAAAAACACCGGGGAACAGUAGCGUUUUUGUUUUUUUUUUUAUGUAACAUACGACCGAAAUGAGCGGUUGGAAGGGAAUUGCGAUCGCAAUCCAUACAGAUUAGAUGAUAAACCUCUCCGGAGAACUGUUUAACCGCAGCGUGGGAUAAAGGAUAUUCACAUUAAUUUUAAAUCAUUUGUACAAUAAACAAGCAAUGGCUUCAACCGCGACUGAUCGAGAUUUCGAGUGUCUACAGCAUCGCACAUCGCCUCCGAUUCUCAUGCUCGGCUUUAGCAGACAUCGGCGAGGUCUCGUGUGGAAAUAGCCGCAGUACGAGACACUGCGAAAGUGCUCCGCUGUAAAGCAAGUAAAGCAAUCACCCUCUCGAACACACGUUCUGUCGCAGGUUGUAGAGACUGAACCGGUCGGUCAGUAUUUUUAAAACGGAAGAAAUCUUCACUGUAGCAUACUAAACUCUUCACUUCAUACCGACACACGCAAAAAAAAGCAACACAAAACACGCAAAAAGUGAAAAUGAAAACCGAAACACGAACGACGAUCGAUCGAAACAAAAAAUUUCGCAAAAUCUGUGAUAACUUUAGCAUUUAAGUGGCUCAAAUGGUAUAGAUUUCGCAGUUCGGAAGUGGUAGGGAAAACGAAUGGGAAAAAGCAUAAUAAAUAGUAAAACAAAACAACAAAAAAACGAACGAAAACAAAGUAGAAACACUGACGAAUAUUAUUGCUAGUAUGAUAGUGGCGGAAUGAAUUGAUAUGAGAAAAUGGAAAUGAAAAUGAUCAACUAAUAAGAAGGACUGGCUCGUGUUUUCGUUCUUGGUUGUUUUUUUUUCUUUCUUUCUUGGACAAAAUUUGUUUGUUCAACUUUUUUUUAAUAAUAUUAAGUGAAGAAGAAUUUCUAGGCAAAACAAAACCUACACAAAGACAUAAGAAAAACCAACUCGUGUGUAACUAAUGUAAUUAUUAACGAAAAAUAAAAUGAUAGACAUUGAUCGAACUCAAUAGA